Messenger RNA from Entrophospora candida, 522 nucleotides. The record is from the annotation of a GenBank genome assembly. NCBI's taxonomy places the organism in Eukaryota, Fungi, Glomeromycota, Glomeromycetes, Entrophosporales, Entrophosporaceae.
AUGUAUAAUAUUUUAUUCGAUUCUUCUUCAUUCACGAUCACCAAAAAAUUGGAUCAAAAUAAUACUGGAAUGGACUCUCUUCCAACCCAUCAACGUGUUAAUAACGACGACAGUUACGAUGGUAAAGUAGGUGUUGAAGUCUCUGAUACUUUUUGGGAAAAACAAAGAGCACUUGCUCUAGAAAAUACACAGCAUGCUCAAUGUGCUAUAUCAACCCAAGAAUUAUACCACGAACAAUUGUACCUGGGAGAGUCCAACCAUCAAAAUAUUGAUGACAAUAAUACUGAUAUGAUAGAAACUGAGAAUCACGAUGCAGUUGAUCAAUUUUCUACGACGGCAAGUGUCUCUAUGGUGCCUGAUAUUCUACCAUUCGAAACUUUUAAUAAUGAUCUUGAUUUUAACCCCGAAUGGAUUAUUAAUGGUGUUGAUAUAGAAACAUCAUCAACUAAUAAUAUCACUUCAAGUCAACCUCAAUUUAUUGUAAGUGCACAAAAUGCCGAUAAAUAUCUCCAUAUUCUUUAG